This is a messenger RNA of Paramecium sonneborni, 798 nucleotides long. NCBI's taxonomy places the organism in Eukaryota, Ciliophora, Oligohymenophorea, Peniculida, Parameciidae. The record is from the annotation of a GenBank genome assembly.
AUGCUAGUUUCAAAGGGAUUAAAUCAAUAUCAAAUUAUAUUAAUUAAAAAAUUUUCUGAUCUUAAAAUGUCUUUUAAUAAGAAUUAAGAAGAAAUAAAAGAACAAGUUAUCAAAAUUAUUACUCUUGGUCCUUCUGGAGCAGGAAAGGUAAUAUAAAUAAUUAUAUUUAGACCUCACUAUUAACUAGAUUAACUAGAGACAAUUUUAGUGAAAACUAUAUUGCUACAAUAGGAGUUGAUUUUGCAAUAAAGAGACUUUUCAUCAAUAAUUAACCAGUCAAAUUACAAAUUUGGGACACGGCUGGAUAAGAAAGAUUCAGAGCAGCUAUUUCUAAAUCAUAUUAUAAAGGUGCUCAUGGAAUUUUUUUAGCUUUUGAUAUUACAAAUGAAAUGUCGUUUUCUGAUAUUUAAAUUUGGUAUGAAAGUAAUUAUUAUAAUUAUUCAAAAUAGAAACAUUAGAUGAAAUAAAAAAUAUGAAUCAAGAUAUUUAAUUUCUUUUAAUAGGAUGUAAAUGUGAUUUAGAAUCUUAAAGAAAAAUUUCAUAUGAUGUUGCCUUUUCUUUUGCACUUAGUUUAGGAAUGCAUUAUAUAGAAACCUCAGCAAAAAUGAGUACUAAUUGUCUAGAAGCAGCUGAUUAUUUGGGAAAACUUUGUUUAACAAAAAUUAAUGAAAAAAAGAAUAAUGAUCCACCAGUUUUAGAAAUUAAGCAAGAAGCAAUUAAGAAGAGUUCUUGCUGCUGAUUUUUUAAAUCGAAACUUUAGUUUAUAAUAAAAUUCAUAUUUUUUUAAUUUAUUUUGCU